AGUCCUCCGGCAGCCCUGCGGCUUCCAGGGCGUCGCGGCCGCGGCCGGGCAGCGCCGCUCCCUGAGGUGACCAUGGAAACGGGUGGCCUCCCCCUGGAGCUGUGGCGUAUGAUCUUAGCCUACCUACAUCUCCCUGACCUGGGCCGCUGCAGCCUGGUUUGCAGGGCCUGGUAUGAGCUGAUCCUCAGCCUGGACAGUACCCGCUGGCGGCAGCUGUGUCUGGGCUGCACCGAGUGCCGCCACCCCAACUGGCCCAACCAGCCUGAUGUGGAGCCCGAGUCCUGGAGGGAGGCCUUCAAGCAACACUACCUUGCCUCUAAGACCUGGACCAAGAAUGCACUGGACUUGGAGUCCUCCAUCUGCUUCUCUCUGUUCCGCAGGAAGAAGGAGAGACGCACCUUGAGUGUUGGGCCAGGCCAUGAGUUUGACAGCUUGGGCAGUGCCUUAGCCAUGGCCAGCCUCUAUGAUCGAAUCGUGCUUUUCCCAGGUGUGUACGAGGAGCAAGGGGAAAUCAUCCUGAAGGUGCCGGUGGAGAUUGUGGGCCAAGGGAAGUUGGGUGAGGUGGCCCUGCUUGCCAGCAUUGACCAGCACUGCUCAACCACACGUGUGUGCAAUCUUGUCUUCAUGCCAGCCUGGUUCUCACCAAUCAUGUAUAAGACCACAUCAGGUCACAUCCAGUUUGACAACUGCAACUUUGAGAACGGACACAUCCAGGUCCAUGGUCCAGGUACCUGCCAAGUGAAGUUUUGUACCUUCAAAAACACUCAUGUCUUUUUGCACAACGUGCCCUUAUGCAUGUUGGAAAACUGUGAAUUUGUGGGCAGCGAAAACAACUGUGUGACUGUGGAGGGUCACCCGUCGGCGGAUAAGAACUGGGCCUACAAGUACCUGCUGGGCCUUAUCAAGUCCUCACCCAUCUUUCUCCCCGCAGAGGACCAUGACUUUUUAAUGUCCUUGGACUUAGAGAGUCGGGACCAGGCCUGGAGCCCAAGGACCUGUGACAUUGUGAUCGAGGGCAGCCAGAGUCCUACAAGCCCAGUCUGUAGCUCUCCCAAGCCAGGCUCCAAGGAGGCAGAGGUGGGCAGCGAUGGGGAGAGAGUGGCCCAGACUCCAGACAGCAGUGACGGUGGCCUGAGCCCCAGCGGGGAGGAUGAGGAUGACGAACAGCUCACAUACAGACUGUCCUACCAGGUGCAGGGCCCACGCCCUGUCCUGGGGGGCUCAUUUCUGGGCCCUCCGCUACCUGGAGCAUCUAUUCAGCUGCCCAGCUGUCUAGUGCUGAAUUCACUGCAUCAGGAGCUGCAGAAAGACAAGGAAGCCAUGGCGCUAGCCAGCUCUGUGCAGGGCUGCCUUAUCCGCAAGUGCCUCUUCCGGGAUGGGAAGGGCGGCGUCUUCGUCUGCUCUUAUGGCCGUGCCAAGAUGGAAGGAAACGUCUUUCGGAACCUGACUUACGCGGUGCGGUGUAUACACAAUAGCAAGAUCGUCAUGCUCAGGAAUGAUAUUUACCGCUGCCGGGCAUCAGGCAUCUUUCUUCGACUGGAGGGUGGAGGCUUGAUUGCUGGUAACAACAUUUACCACAAUGCAGAGGCUGGUGUGGACAUUCGGAAGAAAUCUAAUCCACUCAUCCUGUGUAACCAGAUCCACCACGGUCUUCGAUCUGGCAUUGUUGUCCUUGGCAAUGGGAAAGGCGUCAUCAGGAACAACCAAAUCUUUUCAAAUAAGGAGGCUGGCAUUUAUAUCCUGUACCAUGGAAAUCCAAUUGUGAGUGGAAACCACAUCUUCAAGGGGCGCGCAGCUGGCAUAGCAGUGAACGAGAAUGGCAAAGGCCUCAUCACAGUCAUCAAGGCCUGCACUGGACGUGGCUCUUGGGUACUGACCUCUCCGCAUCUCCCCAUAGAAAACGUCAUCCGUGAGAAUCAAUGGGGAGGUGUAGACAUCCGCCGCGGCGGCGUCCCGAUCCUCAGGAGCAACCUCAUCUGCUUUGGCUACUCCGACGGCGUGGUUGUGGGGGAUGAAGGCAAAGGACUGAUAGAGGGGAACACCAUCUAUGCUAACAAAGGAUGUGGCGUGUGGAUGAUGUCCUCUAGCCUGCCCCACGUCACCAGCAACCAUGUGAGCUACAAUGGCCUGUAUGGAGUGGCAGUGUUCAGCCAGAAAGAUGGCGAGUUCCCUGGAGGCCACGGGGCCCAGGAGAACUUCAGUGAGGACGGAGAUGCCAUCCUCUGGGAGGCGGAGCUGGAGAAGGAGGAUGACCCACUGCGCCGGCCCAUCACCGUAGCGCUCGUGGAGUCCAACAGUAUUAACCACAAUGGAGCAUCAGGAAUCUUUGUCCAGAGCAGCGAGGCACUUCAGGUCGUUGCCAAUGUGAUCCACGCCAACGGGGACAGAGGCAUCACCAUUGUUCAGAGCAGCCAGCUCACACGGGUGGCCAACAACAGCAUCUCCUGCAAUCGCCAGAGUGGGGUCAAGGUGGAAUUUCAGUGCAAGGUGGAGCUCCGGGGCAAUGGUAUCUAUGACAACAGAGGCCAUGGCAUCAUUACCAAGGGUGAUGGUACCGCCGUUGUGGAGAAUGACAUCAUCGGCAACCGCGGCAGCGGACUGCAGUUGCUGCCCAGGUCUGACACUAAGGUACUAAAGAACCGGAUCCACUCCUUCCGGGCCUAUGGCAUUGCAGUGCGGGGCCGUGUUAAGGCCCUGGUUCAGGAGAACAUCAUCUUCCAGGGCAAGACCAACAAGACCAUCUUCCAGCAGAUCACAAACAACAGAGAGUGCAUCAUGCAAAACAACAAGUUCCUUGUCUUCAAGAAGAAACGGGGUUUUCCUGUGUAGCCCUGGCUAUCCUGGAACUCAGUAGACCAGGCUAGGCAGAGUGCUGGAUUAAAAGCAUUCGCCACCACGCCCUGAUGCAUUCAUUCCUUUCCGCGGCCACAGAUGCAGCAGCUUGUUUGUCUGCUCUUCACCUGAGGUGCUUUCAGGUAGUUUCUAGUUCGGGAUGGUGACAGGUGAGGCUAUCCACGCUCACAAGAAGCUGCUGUGGUGGCGGUGGUGGGAGGAAGGCCCCUGAUUCAUAUCCAAAUCCAGGAAGAAGAGGAAGUUGAGGGCCUAAGAGGAAAUGUGACCGUUGCUUAGCCUCAACAGCAGUCAGUGAUUCAGGAGAUAAACCCACACCUAGAUUUGAACUCUGAGAUCCAGAGAACUAGAACCAAAGGUGAGACGCAGCCACUCACAAGCACCGUCUCUAGAUUCAUGGCUUUCCUUUGCAUCCACAGGUCUGAUACCUGGCGCCUGGUGAACCCACCGGCACGGCCCCACCUUGAAAACUCACUCAGGGGCUCCUCUGCAGCCCACAGUGGGCAUAAGGUGACAGCCAUGGCAACCAGGAUCACAGCCCGUGUGGAAGGUGGCUACCAUAGCAACCGCAGCAUCUUCUGUACCAUCCUGUAAGCAAGAAGGCCUGCCUCAGGCCCAAGCCCAGGUGUGUGCUCGGAAGAGCUACAGGCUGACUGUUGAGGUGGAAGUUAGGCCUGGGAAGAUCCUAGACCCAUCCCCAUGUUACACACCUGAAACCCUCGGCUGCCUGGGGACUAAGAACCAGGUUCCCCUAGAACCCUUUAGCUCCACAGCCCCAACUGGAAGGACCUUGGGAACAUUUCCCCAGGAGAAAGGGAAGCGCAAUUGGAGUGUUUCUAGUCACUCCGGCACUUAGAGGUUAUGAAGAGCCGCGGAGGCUCAGACAGUACAUGCAGUUUUUAGGUCACUUGUUCCAAGCUACAGAGAACCUCACUUCACGCAGACCAAAAUCAGACUCUUCUCAGGGAAGAGAGCACUUCUGAGCAAGGGAAGUGACUGUGGUGAGGUGGAGACAGCCGCCCCUUUCCUGGACCUUGACCCUCUGGUCCCUCUUGGGCCCAUGCCAGCCUCCCAGCUGCCUCUGGGAGCUGCAGGGUUUCUAUUAAAGACAGUUCUCCUGGACUAGCACAUGGCCCUGUGAGCAAGGAAGGGGCUUGGAACAAGGACUUCUUCCUGAAAAGCUGCCCCAGGAAUGACAAGGGGACAUGCUAUAAAUAAGAGGGGCAGGGGGCUGCCUUCAGGUGUGAGGCAGGUGCUGGCCUGGGCCCCGUGAGAAUGAACAAAGUUCCGCUGUCCCCAAGGGGAAGUUCAGCACCCGUCACAGGAUUCUGUGUGAACACACACAUUCCAGCUGCCCCUACAGAGUCCAGCCUGUCUGGAUGGAGGCACCCCCGACCCCACCUCACCCCACCCUACCCAACCCAAUCCGACGUGCCCACGUCCUCGUGGACGAUCAGCUGCCUUGACCAGCCCUACCAGAUCCCCCACUCUGUGCCUUGGCUUGUGCUUGUUUUUCUCCCUGGCAUGCCCUUCCCAGACAGCUCCAUCCGUGCAGAUCUCACCCUUUCCUUGAGGGUUAGCUCAGACACUGCCGUCUCCACGUGACUCUCCCCUGGCUCCAAGUGAUUGAUUGUGUUGCUCACCACCCUCAGCCUUGCCCGCCCUCCUGCUCCCUCAGGACACUGAGCACUUUCUGCCUUGCUUUGGAACUCUGGGUCCUUACAUACCCUGUCCUGCCCAUUUACCUGUGAACUCUCGGAAGGUAGAGCCACCUGUCUGUGUCCUUUUGUCCCAGCCCAGAGUCAGAGUUGAGUUAGUGGCCAGCUCCCAAAGGGCUUCACUAGACUGUACUGAGUGUGACAGGCUUUGAGAGUCAGGUGGGCUUGGGUCUGCACGCAGGGCCAGCUCUGCCUGGACGAGCCCUUUCCCACUUGGCCUUUACUGCAGGGCCCUCACCAGCCUUUGGGGUCACUGUCCUACACUGGGCCAUAUCCCGUGCUGGUUCUGUGGAGCCCUAGGUGCUGCUGUGUUAGGUGGGUGGGAGGGGGAGCUCUGAUUUCUCCCUAAGCACUCUGGGGAAAAGAACACUGGCCCUUCCCAUGUGUAGCACUGUUCACUGCACUUGUUUGGUGGCCCCAAUGUGAGUCGCUGUAUAAAAAUGCUGCCUUUGUUAUUUUGUAAGAAAUGACUUUUCUGUGAAGCAAGUACUUACAAAAAUCUCAGUAACCAAAAUAAAGUUCUAUAUUUUAAAGGA
Mus musculus (house mouse) is the source of this 5104-nucleotide messenger RNA. RefSeq names its product F-box protein 10 (gene Fbxo10). Gene Ontology annotation, biological process: regulation of apoptotic process; ubiquitin-dependent protein catabolic process; protein ubiquitination. The record is from RefSeq and is marked validated. The coding region runs from base 73 to 2829 and encodes 918 amino acids. NCBI's taxonomy places the organism in Eukaryota, Metazoa, Chordata, Mammalia, Rodentia, Muridae. The transcript is spliced from 11 exons. Gene Ontology annotation, cellular component: cytoplasm.